Molecule: messenger RNA, 627 nt
Organism: Fraxinus pennsylvanica
Lineage: Eukaryota; Viridiplantae; Streptophyta; Magnoliopsida; Lamiales; Oleaceae
Source: the annotation of a GenBank genome assembly
AUGGUUUUUGACAAACAGCUUGUUCUACUAAAGAAAUUUGAUGGUUCUUUGCAGCCGCGUCAAAUAACAAUGAAGGAGGCUUUGUUUUGGGUCCGUUUGCAUGAUCUCCCUUUUGGUGGAUGUAAUGAGAAGAUUGGCAAAAAGACUGGCGAGCCCAUUGGUGAGGUUAUGGAGGUUGAUUUGUUGGAAGGGGAAUGUGCUUGGGGGGGAUUCAUGAGAGUCCAACGUAUUGGUGAUGGAAGAAAGGGUGGGUCGCCGGCGGCAGUUUUAGAUCACCCGAGAUCUUCGGAACAUUCAACUACGAAAUUUAUGGAGCCGUUGAGUACGCAAGCGGAUAUUCCGAAGAACAUCAAGGAGAAGGUAACUACGGAAUUUGUGGCUCAAGCCUCGGGCGAGAAAUCAGUGACAGUUACGAAUGAGGAUAUGCAUGAUUCCUGGGGACAGGAUUAUGGGAGUACAGUUAAUAGGAUUGAGGAUGUGCAAGAUUUUCGGAGACAAGGUUUGGAAAGUGCAGUAGCAGUUACAGUUACAGGGAAGGAAAAGGAAUUACUGAGCCUGGGCCUGGGCCUGGGCCUGGGAACGAUAAAGCUGAUGUGGGCCAAUUUAACUUGGGCCUGGUUUCGAUAG